Molecule: messenger RNA, 974 nt
Organism: Botrytis cinerea B05.10
Lineage: Eukaryota; Fungi; Ascomycota; Leotiomycetes; Helotiales; Sclerotiniaceae
Exons: 1
Coding region: 167-829 (220 amino acids)
Biological process (GO): exon-exon junction complex disassembly
Cellular component (GO): cytoplasm; exon-exon junction complex
Molecular function (GO): RNA binding
Source: RefSeq, a predicted model, not a curated record
GUAAAGUUUGAUAAAGUUCAAAGUUUAACUUUCUUUACAAUAACCAACUGACGGCACCAUUUGCUAGAUUUGAGCAUUUUUACAAUCCAUAUCUAUAUAUUCAUCUCCGUUCCGACCAUAGAAAUUUCCUCACCAUCCCCCAGGGCCUCGUCCCUCAAACUCAAAAAUGCCCUCUGUCCCCACCCCCUCCAAAGCCGGCAUCGUCGAAACUCAAACGGGCGAUCGUCACAUCCCCUCCUCCACGCGCGCCGACGGUACAAAGCGCAAAGAGAUAAAAAUUCGUCCAGGGUAUAAACCCCCCGAGGAUGUCGAAGUAUACAAAAACCGCACUGCAGAAAACUUCAAGAAUCGUGCUAGUAGAGGUCCACCUGGCGCUGAGAGUUUGAAAGACGAAUCAACUACUGCGGGGUCAGCGGCUAGCAACAAAAACGCAAAAAGGCGGGAGGCGAGGAAGAAAGCUGCAGAAAACGCAAAGGAUGGGGAUACGGAGCUGAAGGGGAGUCAAGCAGAUAAUUGGAGAGAAGGAAAGCAAAACGGGGAUGGGGAAGCGGAAAAGAAGGAGGAGGUUGAUCUGGAAGCGGAGAGGGAGAAGAAGGCGAGGAACCUGAAGAAGAAGUUGAAGCAGGCCAAGGAAUUGAAAGAAAAAAGUCAGCAGGAUGGCGCAAAACUGCUACCAGAGCAAUUUGCAAAGGUUAUCAAGAUCAAUGAGCUGAUCAGGGAAUUGGAUCAGCUUGGAUUUGAUGCCGAUGGGGAGCCAAAGGCUAAGAGCGAUGCAAAGGAUACUGCAGCUACGGAAGAUGCCUUGCCCACAGAAGAUUUGAAGGAGUGAUUUUGAUUUUCUUGUUACAUCAUCGAAACACAUUACUAUACGAACGGCGUUAAGUCUGGAUUAAACAACGGCGGCAUUUGAAGCGGCAACAAGCGCGUCUUGGAGUUAUACUUUAUGGGUAGAAAGAUUUCAAAAUCAUAGCAUA